CCUCCAAAACCCCGCGACCCCCAACUUCUGUUCGAUAGCUACCGGAUUGUCCAACAAUUGGCUCUGCUACCUACCAUCUCUGCCUCUGCAUCCGCGCUCCAUUGGCGCUGCACUCCAUUUAAGCUGGUGAUGGGGCCCCAGCUUCCAUCGCCAAAAUCCACGCUCGCCUCCGCUUUGGGCAAUCACCCAACAACAUGCGCGACUUGAAACCCCUCCAGCUUCCCAGGCUCGUCGCCGCCCGCAAAAACUCAAAAUCAUCCCUCGACCUCGUCGACCCUUCUGCCUCCAUGUACUCCUGCACCGAUUCUUCCGUCUACUCGGCCUCGGGCUGCUCCACUCCGCCCACGCCUGCCCAUUCGGUCCGUGGCCAUUUCAGGUACCCGAGCUCCUCAUCAUCCCUGUCUUCGACGCCGCCCAAUCACGAUUCGUUUGACCUUCUCAACGCCUCGGGCAAGCUGCCGAAAUUGACCGAAGAGCCCGUUGAACGAGAAGAUGUCGAUAUGCUCGACUGCCAUUCCUGCGUGAAUAGCGUGCUGGAUCUGGAUCAAGCGACUCCCGACGUACCCGUCUUUGGCGCCGCCUUCGAUUAUGAUGUCCUCGAUGUCUUCAGUACCGAUCCUUCAGACUUGCACAUGGCCAAGCGACGGCGAUCAGGAGAAUCAGCGACACAGAGCCUCACUGAAAAGAUUGGAAAAAGAUUCCCGUCCCUCACCCGCAAGGUCCGUGAGCGCCAGAGAUCCUCGACCGUGAGCUCAUCCUCCCGGAGCGCUCCUCAGUCCCUCGUGCCCUCGCGCAAUCCGUCCCUGAAACUCUCCUCCACCAGGACCUUGUCCAACACGAAUCUGGUACAGCAACCAGUCGAUAUCUCCCCAGCCACUGCAAGGAGCAGCAACGAACGCCUGGACCAGUUCGCGACGCCAUCUCCUGCUGAUAUGGCCAAUGCAGAUUUUGCCCCAGGAGACACUGUCCCGGAAGCUGUCGAGCGCCUCGCUUCGACUCCUCUGUUGCCUCCCGUCGUGGUCAAGGUCCGUGACGAUGAUGUUCCUACACAGUCACCGCUACAGUCGCCCACAGUCGCCGACCCGGGCCACUCCAUUGGAGCCACGCCCAUUGGUACCCCACCUGUCCGCGCCUAUCCGACACCACCACUGUCCACCAAGCCAUCAGUCUCCUCGUUCAAGGCUCCACGCGCACAACUUGUCCCUGCAGCGGACACCGAUAUCCCUCCUAUCAUGCUCACCGACCCCAAUGACAAGUGGGCCGAUAAGCUCAGCCAUGCAAACUUCACCAUCCAACCAGAGCCCUAUAUGCCAGACGUCUGUGACGCCGCCUCGUUAAGACAACUGUGCGCUGAUUGGGAGCAAGCGCGAUGCAACUUCACCAAACACCUGGUACGAACCGGGGAACACUUUGGUGUCACAUCCAAACUCUACAAGCUCACCGAGCAGAAGUGGGCCGAGAUUGACGCUCAGUGGAAAGCGAACAUGGAUCUGGCCACCUCACGUGCUGCAGCCUUGGGCGCUGAGCCAGAGGCAACAUCCCCCAUGGAGCCUGCCCCGCUCACCAAGAUGCCAUUGCUCAGCGACCCGAAGAGCGAGGGCAAGUUCCCUGAACUUGGAGACGAGGACAUCGUCGGCCCCAUGGUGCAGAUUGCUGCGCAGAUCCAGAAGAGUCCCUCGCGGAAGCGCGCCUUGCUCAAGUUCUUCAGCGAUAUGAAGUUCCCCAACUCCUUCCUCAGGCGGUCCUCCGACAUUCCGAGUCAUUAGCUGCCAAACGUUCACGGCCGCCUUUACUUCACCCAUGUCCAUAUUAUGUGCCAUUAUUCACGUUUGUGGGCGUUUCUGUAACCCUGUCCGUUACGUUACGAUUCACGAUGUACGAC
Westerdykella ornata is the source of this 1882-nucleotide messenger RNA. RefSeq lists its product as uncharacterized. NCBI's taxonomy places the organism in Eukaryota, Fungi, Ascomycota, Dothideomycetes, Pleosporales, Sporormiaceae. The record is from RefSeq and is a predicted model, not a curated record. Bases 195 to 1766 code for a protein of 523 amino acids. The transcript has 2 exons.